Osmia bicornis bicornis is the source of this 1548-nucleotide messenger RNA. RefSeq names its product facilitated trehalose transporter Tret1-like. Gene Ontology annotation, cellular component: membrane. The coding region runs from base 1 to 1548 and encodes 515 amino acids. Gene Ontology annotation, molecular function: transmembrane transporter activity. The record is from RefSeq and is a predicted model, not a curated record. NCBI's taxonomy places the organism in Eukaryota, Metazoa, Arthropoda, Insecta, Hymenoptera, Megachilidae. The transcript is spliced from 4 exons. Gene Ontology annotation, biological process: transmembrane transport.
AUGACGUUGGUCGAAGAAUCGUUAAAACGCGAAAUGGAAGAAAUCGAAGAUGUCAAGGUCUCGGUUGAAUGGAUCGAUCCUAGCCGUCUGGAUCACGAAGCCGCAACAAUGACUGAGAACGUUAUAGAGCCAGUAGUAAUUGAAGAGAAACCCGUCGAAAAGGAAAAAACGGAAGAAUGUAAAUCAAGAUUACAUCUGAACCAAAUAAUAGCUAGUUUUAUAGCAACUUUGACACUACUUUCCUGUGGACUAUGUAUCGGCUGGCCAACGAUUUUCUUACACGGCAAAGAAUCUGACGUGCCCUUAACUCCUGACAGCAGAUUAUUAGUAGCCGUUGCAGUAUUAAUAGGUGCCUGCGCUGGACCGAUUCUUUCUGGCUUAUUAAUUGACCGGAUUGGUAGAAAAUGGUUCCUCUAUAUGACAACAAUCCCAAUUCUUGCUGGUUGGAUACUUAUUUUCGUUGCCAAAAAAUGGCUCCUACUUUUCAUGGGAAGGCUCGUCGCUGGACUGUCAGUUGGAGCUAUAUACACUGUCGUUCCUAUAUAUACUGGAGAAAUCACUGAACCAAGAGUUAGAGGUGCUGCCAGUGGAAUAAUGGCUGUAAUGUUAAAUUUGGGAUACAUAUUUACCUAUGGCGUCGGUCCAAUAUUGGGCAGGAAGAAUCUGGCAGUGAUUAAUUUAAUACCGGUGAUAGUAUUUGGCUUAACAUUUGUGUGGAUACCCGAGUCGCCGUACUAUUAUUUGAAGAAGCAGAAACAGAAAGAUGCAGAGUUGUCGUUAACAUGGUUAAGAGGGAAACUUAACAACGAGAAAGAAAUAGAAGAGAUAAAAACUUUUAUAAAAAGCGAAGAAGAAUGUAGCAUUAAGAAACUCACAGUACCAACGAACAGGAAAGCACUUCUGAUUUUGAUGUUACUAUUCGCGGGUCAACAGCUGUCCGGAUUGCUAGCUAUCGAAUCGUACACCAGAGUUUUGCUCCCAAAAAUCGAUUUCAAUGUAGAUAUUAGAGUCACACUUCUUAUCAUAAGCUCGCUAACUUUGGUAACAAGUUUAGUAACGACGCUGGUCGUCGAUAAGAUUGGUAGAAAAGUUGUUUUUCUAAUAUCCGCGUACGGUGCUACGAUAUGUCUUCUCGUAGUAGGAGUGUACUGCUACCUUUAUGGAAAAGUAGCGAAGCUCAAUGAGCUGACUUGGGUACCAUUAAUCGUUAUUCUACUUCAUAGCAUCGUCUUUUCUUUUGGUUUAGGCUCAAUCCCGGCGAUCAUGUCGUCAGAACUCUUUCCAAUGAACGUGAAAAGUUGGGCAAUUACGUUUGCAAAUAUUUUCUCAUUUCUAUUAGCUUUGAUAGUUGCUGGAUGUUAUGAAUUUGUGAUCGAUGCAUUUGGUUAUUACAUAAUAUUUUGGGCUCUUGGCAUUCUUGAGCUCAUAAUAACGAUUACUCUGACCGUCAUUAUGCCGGAAACAUCGCGUAAAUCUUUCAUAGAAAUUCAACAGAUGCUAAAGGGAAAAUCUAACGCACCAUCAGCAGAUAAAACAAAUUCGCCAUAA